CUGAAGAAUAACGCAUACUUGGGGAGCUCCCAGGGGCUGACACUGAAAAUGGAAUCUUGGAACAUUUAAGGGCUCCCCUCCAAACCAGAAGAUCCACGAGCAAUCCUGGCAGGCAUUUAGAGAGGAGCAAAGAAAGAGGAGUGAUCAUGGCUGCUUGGGAGAACAUAUUCUGGACUGAUUCAGUUCUGCUCUUCCUAAUGGUUGUCUUUUGUUCGCCUGUGUGUGUUGAAGUCCAAUCUGGUACAGAAGCUGUAAAGGGAGAGAACAUGACCUUGUUGUGCAUCUCUUGCAUGAAGAGGGAGGAAGUUGCUGCCACCACCAAUGUUAGGUGGUUCUAUCAACCUGAGGAUGGGCAAGAAAUACUUAUUUAUGAAUUUGAUGGAAAACCUUUAGACAUAAAAAGUCCACUGCAAGGUCGACUUCAGUGGACAGGAAGCAAAGAUCUGCAAGAUGUUUCUAUCACCAUCCUCAAUGUAACAACCAAUGACACAGGAGUCUUUACCUGCCAUGUGAACCGUACUCUGCACUUUGAUGCUCACCGUCACUCAACUCAAAGCAAGAAAAGCAUCACACUAAAGGUCAUGGAAGAAGCUGGUGAAGACUUUACUUCGGUUCUUUCUAAAAUUAUGAUGUAUUUGCUUCUUGCCUUCCUUACCUUCUGGCUAUUAGUAGAAGUUGCAUAUUGCUACAGGAAGAUCUCCAAGGCAGAAGAAGUGACGCAAGAAAGUGUAACUGACUAUUUAGCUAUACCAUCAGAAAACAAGGAGAACUGUUCAGUUCCAGUUGAAGAAUAACAUCUCAGCAGAAGCAGAUGAAAGGUUAUAAGAACUUCAUAAAAGUUUGAUCAGCAUUUUCUCAACAAUCAAACUGGAACUAGCCAUACACUUAGAGCCUCCCUAACUGAAUUUAUCACUUUUUUGUGGGAUCCAGUAUAAAUGCCUUAGUCAUUAUAUACACUUCUGUGCUUAUGGUUUACCUAUUUAAAGUAAGAUGUAAGUACUCUGUUUCCAAAAGUGUGUCUAGUAAAGAGAAGCACAGAAAAUAUAAAAACACUUGUGAUGAUAUGUAGUGGAGAAAAGCUAUUGACUAGAAAAUAUUGUGCAAGUAUAGGAUCGGAUAUCCAGAAUUGUUGGGAUUUUUCCAUAUUAUGGGUCUUUGCAUAGUGUGGAGCACAAAACCUCACUAAAGAACAUUUAAAUGCAUAAUGGCCUUUCUCAGUACUAGAUGCCAUAGUUGCAGUCUAUAAUUUGGUUUGGAACAUGAGAUGCUUAUAUUGAGAAAACAUAACAGAAGGAUCCCAGUGGACUUUUUAAACUUUGAGACAAUUCUACAGAGUCAAUGUGUUUAACCAUAGAGAUAUAUUUGCUUAUAAUAUCAAGAUCACUAUAGUGCCGUAUCUACUACAUAUUUAAACUAGGUUUUGAGAUAUAUUGAAUAGAAGAGGGAAUUUCAUCCCUGCACUGCCAUGUACUGUACACAUUACAUUUACUACGGUAAUUACACACUGUAGAAAGCAUUUUGUAAGCUGAUAAGGAUAUAUUGUAUUCCUGUGUUUAUAUUGACUGCCAGUGGUACCAUGAAAUAUACCUUAUUUUUUUUUUCACUUA
Molecule: messenger RNA, 1607 nt
Organism: Xenopus laevis (African clawed frog)
Lineage: Eukaryota; Metazoa; Chordata; Amphibia; Anura; Pipidae
Gene: scn3b.L
Product: sodium channel, voltage gated, type III beta subunit L homeolog
Biological process (GO): regulation of heart rate by cardiac conduction; sodium ion transport; cardiac muscle cell action potential involved in contraction
Cellular component (GO): voltage-gated sodium channel complex; plasma membrane
Molecular function (GO): transmembrane transporter binding; sodium channel inhibitor activity; sodium channel regulator activity
Source: RefSeq, marked provisional